ACCACAUAAUGUGGGUCAGGCUCAGGGUCCAAUUUAUAUCAGUUGGACCCUGAGCCUGAUAGCUCACACUGAGUGUGCAGCAUGUAAAGCGAGGCAUACUCACGAAGUAGCGGAGAAGAUAAGUGAUAGAAGUCUUCCGACUUGGACCCUGUAAGUGUACAACAGGGCUUGCUCAACUGAUGGAACUUAUUUGCACAGGUACGCGGGCCAACAUCUUGUGCGUCUUGUUUUUCAACUACCCGAAUAGCAACAUGUGCCGAUAAGGAAUCGAAAUGACUAUGUGUUGACGCCUGCGAACAUAUUUACGCUCAAAGUUGAUACUACUGCCGUUCAUACGAUCCAUUCUGCUAUAUUUUCACCUUUUUUAAGGAUGCGUACCGUCUUCCAUAUCUCGACUCAUAUUUUGCGGAAUUCUACAGCUGGUCAUGCGUCUCUUUCUUUGAGACCAUGCAACGCGGCGACCUCGCUUCGCUGCUCCUUCGGUUUUUCUACUGCCCCUGCUAGACCUUUUAAGAGGAUCGCCGUAUCCGGAUUGCCCGAAAUUGUCUUUGAACGUAGCGAGUGGCCAUUGUCAAGCCUUCAACAUUAUUUUUCAGAGCAUAUUCUCGCCUUCAUAGGUUAUGGAAACCAAGGUCGUGCACAAAGCCUGAAUGCCCGAGAUAAUGGCGUUGAUUGUAUCAUUGGUGUGCAGGAAAAUGGCGAAGGUUGGAAACAAGCUGUUAGCGAUGGCUGGGUUGCAGGUAAAACUCUAUUCUCUGUCAAGAAGGCGGUUGAACAUGGUACCGUGAUCUUAAACCUACUUUCGGACGCUGCACAAGUACAGCAAUGGCCUGUCAUCGCACCCUUGUUGACGGGAGGGAAGACACUCUGCUUCUCCCAUGGUUUUUCUGUCGUCUUCCGUGAUCAAACUGGCAUCACCCUUCCCGAAGGUAUCGAUGUCAUUCUGGUCGCUCCUCAAAGCCCUGGUCUUUGCUUGCGUGAAUCUUUUCAGGAUGGCCAUGGUGUCAACUCGAGCAUCGCUGUCUGGCAGGAUGUCUCUGGCAGCGCCAAAGAAAUGGCCGUACUUUUAGGAUUUACAAUUGGCUCAGGGUCCAUCUACGAGACGACCUUCGAGAAGCAGACUUUCGCUGAUCUCGUUGGAAAAUGCGGCGUUCUCGGCGGUGCCAUCCAGGGUCUCUACUCCGCACAAUACAAAGUAUUGAGAGCAAAUGGACAUUCACCGUCUGAAGCAUUUAACGAGACGGUGGAAGAAGCCACGCAAUCCCUUCUUCCACUCAUCGGCAAGUUCGGGAUGGACUACAUGAUGGCAGCAUGCUCGACGACCGCGCGUCGCGGCGGUUUAGAUUGGGCCCCCGUUUUUGAACAGGCCAAUCAUCAGAUAUUCGAGAAGCUUUAUGAGAGUGUAAAAAAUGGGACCGAAGCGCGAAGAGCGAUUGAAUUCAAUAGCCGGUCUAAUCAAGGUGACGAUUUUACAAAGGAGCUCGAGGAGCUUAGUAACCAGGAGAUGUGGCGUGCCGGCAAAGUUGUCCGUUCUCUCCGUCCGGAGAAUAUCUGAUGAGAGAACAUGUAACGCCACGCUCUCACUCUCCUUUCGAAGCCCGGGUCUACUUGUUUCCAUACUACACCUUGUGUGUAUGGAAACACCCGUAUGUGAAAACAUGUAUCUUAAAGAACGAUCUGUCGCGCAAGAACCUGUGAACUGCAAGCAACUUAUGGUUUCUUUUUGAAUUCAGGCCGAUUAAGCCGUC
Molecule: messenger RNA, 1748 nt
Organism: Somion occarium
Lineage: Eukaryota; Fungi; Basidiomycota; Agaricomycetes; Polyporales; Cerrenaceae
Source: the annotation of a GenBank genome assembly